CCGAAAUUUUUUUCAAGUAUUGGGUACCGACAAUUCAACACAUCACUAUUCGGUGGCCUUUCAUCUGUUCGUGUUGUGUAACGUUGGUGGUCCUGUCCUGAAAACCUUUUAUAAAAUGUCUACUUCAGCGGCGCGUAAUUCCCAUGGCCUCCUUAAGCGAGCAUGGAACGAGAUUCCCGACAUUGUUGGUGGAUCAGUAUUGGCGCUCAUAGGAUUGGGAAUGGCUGCUGUCGGUGUGGCCGGAUACUAUGCCAGAGACGGUGAUAAUCGGCGGUAUAAGUUGGGAUAUGUUGUAAUGCGCCCCGAUGAUCCACGCGCAGCAAAAGUUCGGAAAGAUUAAGAUCGGUGAAUUAAAAACUUGGUUCUAAAAAAUGUAAACAAAUGGCGAAAAUAUAACGCAAGACUUAAACUAUCGUC
This is a messenger RNA of Rhagoletis zephyria (snowberry fruit fly), 417 nucleotides long. RefSeq names its product NADH:ubiquinone oxidoreductase subunit A3 (gene NdufA3). NCBI's taxonomy places the organism in Eukaryota, Metazoa, Arthropoda, Insecta, Diptera, Tephritidae. The record is from RefSeq and is a predicted model, not a curated record.